AUCAACAUAAGUUUGAGUAUUUUAUUCUCAGCCAUCAUGGCUACAAGACGCCACAAGUUAUCGAAUAUCUUAGCAGUUUUAUUACUGUUGAGCGGGGUAGUCGCUGUUGAUCAUAGUGUAUUUAAAACAUGCAGUCAAAGUGGAUUUUGUCGGCGAAACCGUCAGUUCGAGUCUCAGGAGAGCGCUUUCGUAUUGGACAACAACUCUAUCAAAAUUCGGAACAAUGUAGUAAUCAUGAAUCUGCAAGAUACCGCAAACAAUCACUGGUAUACGCUGGGCUUGAGUUCGGUUCAUGAGAAUAUUUUUCGUUUUGAAAUCGACGAGAAGUACCCACUUAGAGAGCGUUAUCGCGUGACUGAUGCUAUGGUAAAUGAUUUAAAGGCCCGUAAUGUUUUGAUUGAAAGUUCAAAAUCCGACAUUACAAUUCGAGAUGGCAGUAAAAGGGCAGCGAUUCAAGUAGAUCCAUUCAGGAUUGAUUUCUACGACCAGGAUAAACUGGUGGUUUCCGCCAAUGCCAAAGGUAUGCUGAAGUUUGAACAUUCUAGGCCUAAACCUUCGAAUCCUGUGGAAGGUGAAUGGGAGGAGGAAUUCAACGGUUUCGUUGAUAGUAAACCCAGAGGUCCAGAAUCUGUGGGAAUAGAUUUCACGUUUCACAAUGCUGAAGUAAUGUUCGGAAUUCCAGAGCAUGCAGAUGAUUUUGUGCUUAAAGAAACAAUCCGUGAGGAAAGCGAUCCCUAUCGUUUAUAUAAUUUGGAUGUGUUUGAAUACGAAGUAGAUAGUAAGAUGGCACUAUAUGGGGCGAUUCCUGUGGUGUAUGGUCAUGGACCUGCUGGAACGUCCGGAGUAUACUGGCAAAACUCUGCCGAAACGUGGAUUGACGUUUCCUACGUGGACGACUCAUUUGUCAAUAUUUUCUCAGAAAGUGGCAUUCUCGACGCUUUCGUGAUGUUGGGUCCUUCGCCGAUUGAAACAUUCAAACAAUAUUCCUUCCUCACAGGAACAGCACCGCUGCCACAGAUGUAUGCUCUUGGUUACCAUCAAAGCCGUUGGAACUAUGACAAUGAAUCAGAUGUUGCCUUAAUUGAUCAGAAGUUUGAAGAGUACAACAUUCCACUGGAUUGUGUUUGGCUGGACAUUGAGUACACCGAUGGAAAACGUUACUUCACGUGGGACUUGAUAAACUUCCCUUACCCUUUGGAGAUGAUAAGCAAUCUGACAUUGAACGGACGCCAUCUGACUUUGAUAAUUGAUCCACAUGUUAAGGUAGAUGAAGAUUACUUUUUCCACCAAGAUUGCACUUCAGAAGACUAUUACGUAAAGAGCAAAAAUGGUGAAGAUUACAAAGGUGAUUGCUGGCCAGGGCUGUCAAGUUACACGGAUUUCUUGAACCCUGAAGCCCGCAAAUACUACGGUGAUCAGUAUCUUCUGAAUAAUUUCAAGUUAUCAACGCGCGAAGUAGGUAUAUGGAACGAUAUGAAUGAGCCAUCGGUGUUCAACAGUGUAGAAGUCACUAUGCCAAAAGAUAACUUACAUUACGGUGGGUGGGAACACAGAGAUUUGCAUAACAUAUUUGGAUUCUAUUAUACUAUGGCAACUUAUGAUGGACUCACGCAAAGAAACGAAGGGCUCUACAGGCCAUUUGUUUUAACGAGAUCGUUUUUUGCUGGAUCCCAGAGAUAUGCCGCAGUUUGGACUGGAGAUAACACAGCUUCGUGGGACCACCUGCGUGCAUCGAUUAAGAUGUGCUUAUCGUUAUCAGUGUCCGGAAUAAGUUUCGUUGGAGCAGACGUUGGAGGAUUUUUUGAACAUCCCAGCGGUGAACUGAUAUCUCGUUGGUAUCAGUUGGCUGCAUUCCAGCCAUUCUAUCGUGGUCAUGCUCAUAUGGAUACACCUCGUCGAGAACCAUGGAUGUGGCCUGAAGACGUACAGGAGGCAACAAGAGAUGCCAUUCAAACACGCUACCGAUUGUUACCAUUCUGGUAUACCUCAUUUUAUGAACACGAGCGCGAUGGAGCUCCGAUAAUGCGUCCGAUGCUUGCUCAGUAUCCAAAUGAUCCUCUCACUUUCAGAAUUGAAAGUCAAUAUCUGCUUGGAGAUCAACUACUAGUAGCACCCGUACUCUACCCCAACCAGGAAACUGUAACUGUCUAUUUUCCAAGAAAACAAGACGGAACGUCUGACGUUUGGUAUGACAUUGAUAACAAUCAGAUGUUCGACCAUGCCGGGUUCGUGGCAGUUCCUGUUGAUGAACUCAAGAUUCCAGUAUUUCAACCAGGGGGAACAGUUGUCCCAACCAGAAGAAUCGUCCGAAAAUCAAGCAUGCUGAUGAGAGAUGAUCCUUAUACGUUGCAAGUUGCCCUAGAACGCAAUGGUAGUGCACGAGGUACAUUGUAUGUCGACGAUGAGGAGAGUAUGGCGUAUCGUCAUGGCAGUUAUAAGUACACCGAAUACAUUUUCAGAAACAACAAACUUAUGUCUAGAAACAUUGAUGCAACAGCGGUUUAUAAAACCGACGUUACGAUUGAAGCUGUUAUCAUAGUUGGGCUUACAGAUGGAAUAUCAUCUGCGAAGGUACACUCUCAGCAUCGGAAUGUUCGUAUGUUCGAUGUUGAGCCCACUGGAAACGUUCUGGCCUUGGAUAAUCUGCAUCUUGAAAUUGAUGGUGAUUGGUGGAUCGAGUUUUCUUAGACUGUCAGAUAGGCAAAUGUUUAUAAUAAUCUAGACCUAAAAUAUAUCAUAAUCUAUU
Aedes albopictus (Asian tiger mosquito) is the source of this 2746-nucleotide messenger RNA. RefSeq names its product neutral alpha-glucosidase AB. NCBI's taxonomy places the organism in Eukaryota, Metazoa, Arthropoda, Insecta, Diptera, Culicidae. The record is from RefSeq and is a predicted model, not a curated record. Gene Ontology annotation, molecular function: carbohydrate binding; alpha-glucosidase activity. Gene Ontology annotation, biological process: N-glycan processing; carbohydrate metabolic process. The coding region runs from base 37 to 2688 and encodes 883 amino acids. The transcript is spliced from 3 exons.